AACAUUUAGCUCGAAUGACAUUUCAGCUUUUGAUACACGUCAAACUGGUCGCGUUUGGAGCGGUUUUCAUUUCAAAAAAGUAUGUCUGAAGUGAUUAAUCCGCUGUAAGCGAUCGCAGAAGAACCGUUUACGCGAUGUUUCUACCAGGAAGUUGACGUUAACUGCUCCCUCAAACUGAUAGCUACCGGCUAGCUGCUAAUUCGCCGGCACGGGCGGACCUCUUUGUCUGACAGGGGAGCGCGUGCUCUUUUGUAGGCUUCCGUCUUUGUUUUGUCUGCAGGGGAGCGGACGGGGGUCACGGCUUCACAAUUCUCCACUGUUCGCAAAGAAUUGGAAGGGGAAAAAAAUGCAAAUCGCGAAAAAGUAUCUCACAGAAGGCCUGAUCCAGUUUACCAUCUUACUCAGUUUGAUUGGAGUUCGCGUGGAUGUCGACAGCUACUUGAACGGCUAUUACACGCCUCUCUUUGAAAUUAGUUUGGGACCCAGCUCAGCCUACACCCAGACACCCUUUCACAGUUUGAGGGACACCCUAGAUGGGUACAGCGUGCACCCCAAAUGUCCCGAGUUGGACUAUUUUUUCGCCAGUCGCCGGCUGCUGGACGAAGUGAGGGCUCUGGGCUCCCCGCGGUUCCCCACGCAACUGAACGCAUGGCUGUUGCACCAAGUUCCCGACAGUGACAAGCCCGACUCUAUAGAGCCAUCAGACGGCGACGACGCUGACACUAGCUUGGGGUCGGAGAGCACCGGGGGUGAUGCCGGUGAUGACUGUGAACAUCCGCCCGACAAUGGCCAUCAAACAGCCCAGCAUCUCUUCGGACAGGGGCCUUGUAGCUCCGGAACCGGCGAGGUUCUCGGAGAGGAAGAAAAUGGUCAUGUGAAAGAGGAGGAACCUGGUUCACUGAGUCAGUUGGCUCACAGUAUUGCACUGGAACAAGAGAGUUUGCUUGAUAGCAAUGCUGCAGUGUUCGAUCCAGCGCGCAGCCAUCCCCCUGCCGUCGACAUUGACCAGCAGUGGAGCCAUUUCCUCUCUCUUCCUGUCAGUGACCUAGAUGACUUGGACCCGUUGGAUACUGAGUGUUUCACUGACCUUGAUGCAGACAUCACUAGCACCAUCAGCCAGGAUGUCAGUCUUCAUGACGCCAUGGUAUCCAGGGCUGCAGCUUAUGAUAUGGUGUCAGAGAGGACUGCGGCCAUGCCAGUCGCCCAGCAACAAGCACCCUUCUUCUGCCUGGAGUCCACAAACUCCUCUCAUUCAGACUCAUCAAUGGGGAUGACAAUGGAUUUGGCUGCACUCCCAUUUGUUUCAGUAUGUAAUGUUACAAGGAAUUUGUCAUCCCAUGUACCACUGGAUGGUUGUCUGGAUGAAGCAGUGUUUGACCAGAUUAACCUGCUGCAUUUGGAUGACCUGGGCACCAUUGAUUCCCAGAUGUUGGAUAAUUUGGGGGCCAUAGACCCACAAUUGCUGGAAGAUCUGGACUCAGACUCUGGCCUCUCCUUGGAGAACAGUUCUCGAGGUCCUGCCUCCCCAGGUACAUCCGAGGUCUCAUCGUCAUCCAGUUCUUACUGUGAGGAUGGGUGUGGAGCCACAGGCUAUACCAGCGAGGUUGACUCCAUCCCCUCCAAAGGUAUCUUUGACCACACCACAUCAUGGUCCCCUGUGGAUCUGAGUGAAAGUGUGUGGCAUGACCACAGCUACUCCUCUCCUGCCUUCUUCCAUCAGCCCUCAGUAGCUUCAUUCCCCCACAAAGGCAUCAAAGAAGAACCUCUCAGUGAGGAAGAGGACCAGAGGGUGGUAGAGAGGGAGCUGAGUCGAGAUGAGAUGCGCGCUCGUGCCAUGUGCAUCCCCUUCUCAGCUAUGCAGAUAGUCAAUAUGCCUGUGGAAGAGUUCCUGGAUGUCCUUGAGGGCCAUGGCUUUUCACCAGAACAGGUAACCCUCCUGAGAGACAUUCGAAGGCGGGGAAAGAAUAAGCUGGCAGCGCAAAACUGCCGCAAGCGCAAGCUGGAUGCCAUCACAGGGCUCCAGGGGGAGGUGGAGAAGCUGCAGGCUCAGAGAGACAGGCUUUUCAGGGAGAAACAGCUUACAGCUAAGACACUGGGCGCUGUAAGCCAACAAAUAGAUCAACUCACCAGGGACAUCCUUUCUAGGAUGAGGAAUGAUUUGGGGGAACCCCUUAGCCCCCAAAGAUACACCCUGCAGUGUGGUGCCAACGGAAGGGUUGUGGUUCAUCUUGUAAGGAAGCCAAUUACCUCUACAACAACUGAAAAUAAAAAUGACAAGAGAAAGAAGGACAAAAAGCUGUGAUGCAACAUUGUCAGCUGGGAUGUGCAGUUUUUAGGUCUUUCUAUUUCUGAACUCACUUGCCUAACUUGGUUUUGGGAACUCCUUCUUCCUGAGUGUUUUGGUUGACCUUGGAUGAAAGCCUAAAAAAGCAAAACCUGGAAGAGUGAAAAAGCAUCUGUAAAUAAUAAUGUCCUAUUGGGGGAAAUGUAGCUUACACACUGGACAAAAAGGUCUUAUUAUGCAUUGAAACAGGUUCAGGUACUUGUGACAUACAGAUGAUGCUAACAAAUUCUAGUGAUGCUAAGUGCUUCUGUCUAUGCUUGUUAUUACCAUAAAGUUAUCCAUACUUACAUUUUGUUGGCUCUGUAAAUGCCCAGAUGGUAGUAUGUGAAAGUAAACAUAGCUAUUAUUUGACAAGCAAACAGUAAUGAGGAUUGAAUGGGACCAUGUAAGGGGGGACACCAUGGUGUAUUUCUUGCUGAGCCCUGAUUCUAUGUGCAAGUAGACAAUUUGAAGAAAUCA
Lampris incognitus (smalleye Pacific opah) is the source of this 2803-nucleotide messenger RNA. RefSeq names its product nfe2 like bZIP transcription factor 3 (gene nfe2l3). Gene Ontology annotation, cellular component: nucleus. NCBI's taxonomy places the organism in Eukaryota, Metazoa, Chordata, Actinopteri, Lampriformes, Lampridae. Gene Ontology annotation, biological process: regulation of transcription by RNA polymerase II. The transcript has 5 exons. The coding region runs from base 347 to 2302 and encodes 651 amino acids. The record is from RefSeq and is a predicted model, not a curated record. Gene Ontology annotation, molecular function: RNA polymerase II cis-regulatory region sequence-specific DNA binding; DNA-binding transcription factor activity, RNA polymerase II-specific.